CUUCUUUCAUUCAUUCAUCCCCUUUUUUUAGGAUGACAGUAAUAGAUAUACACAAUACAUUGGGUAUAUCCCUAUACCCCAUGUUUCUUGAAAAAGUAUAGUUUCAAGUCAUGACAUCAUGACCUCCAUCCAUGGAACAAGUGACACUUGACAAUGCAUUGUCAAUACAACAAAAAUACAACAAACUAGAUAUCUACAUCUACAUCUACACAAUGAGGAAAUUCUCGUCUAUAACCCCCCGGUCGAUGCUAGCCAUCACGCACACAGAAACGUAUCUAGCCCGACAAGCCCUGCACCCAGAGCACAGCGAGAACUCCCAGUCCGGGACAGACGACGAGGUAGCGCAUCAUCUCUCAUCGUACGACCCGUCGACGACCGCACCGGAGCGCGAAGUCCAAGCCAUGGAAGACGAGUGUCGCGCCGAGAACGCGACCACGCUGUGUAGUCCGCUGGCUGUCAGUCCUGGCAACCGCGAGGUCAGCCAGACGCUGGAUGUGAUGGUUGGCGGGGCGGUGCAGGGGGCUGCGAAGCUGGGGCCGAGUGCGCGCGGGUGGACGAGGAAGCAUAAGGAGGUGCAGAUCCGGGCGAGCAAGGGAAGCUGGUUUGAGCGGUAUGAGAAGUAUGUGUGUGGGAGAGAAGAGAAAACUUGAUGUGGUGUUCGGAUGGGUUUUCAGAUGGGGUUUCAGAUGGGUGUUCGGAUGGGUGUUCGGAUGGGUUUUGGAUGGGUGUUCAGAUGGGAUGGGAAGGCAAAUCGAUAUUCGUUCUUGAAUGGACUUGAUAUAGUUUUAUGCCGAGUACUGUAGGGAAACAAGAGUCGACUCAUGGUUGACUCGCUUAGCAUUCACCUCGUUCCUAGUGUUGAACCUGUAAGGAUCUGUCGACCUCGAGACCACAUCACAUCAUUCUGAUGAGCACAUCGAACGGUUUGUAUGACAAUAAUGAAUUGAAAAGUCAUCCGACUGAUAAGCAUGGUCAAUUGGUUUCAAGAAACCCAUAUUUC
Molecule: messenger RNA, 1000 nt
Organism: Penicilliopsis zonata CBS 506.65
Lineage: Eukaryota; Fungi; Ascomycota; Eurotiomycetes; Eurotiales; Aspergillaceae
Exons: 1
Coding region: 132-650 (172 amino acids)
Source: RefSeq, a predicted model, not a curated record